CUGAUUGGCCAGGCUCAUAGUGGAACAGGAGGGGCUUCAUGAAACAUGAUUUCCGUUGUACAUUUGACUUGAAAGUCAGUGACGUUUAUAGGGAGUGCAUCGUUUCGGUGGCCGUUGAUGGACCAUCCCUAUGAAGACACAGGGUUACAAUGGGACAAAGUACCUCGGAGCAAGAGGACCGAGACUACCCUUCACAGGAAAGAUUUGAAAACCUAAAGACAGUUGUGGAGGAAGAACUACAGACGAGCAUGAUGGUGGGGAUGGUGAUUGGUGCAGGGAUCGCCAUCAUCCUCAUCGCCAUCAUCAUCUUCUUCAUCUUGCGAAGGAUCAAGCUUCGAAAGGCUCAGGAGGCACCCAAGUACCGCUUUCGCAAGAGGGACAAGGUCAUGUUCUACGGGCGAAAGAUAAUGCGGAAAGUGUCUCAGUCCACCUCUUCUCUGGUGGGCACGUCGUCCUCCUCGCGUCCACGCUUAAAGAAGAAGCAGAAGAUGCUCAACAUUGCCAAAAAGAUCCUGCGCUUUAAGAAGGAGGUGCCCAUCCUUCAAGCUAAGGAGCCCCCCCCUUCUGUGCUAGAAGCUGACCUCACAGAAUUCGAUGUGGCUAAUUCCCACCUUCCCUCCGAGGUGCUCUACAUGCUCAAAAAUGUUCGCGUUCUGGGUCACUUUGAGAAGCCCCUCUUCCUGGAGCUGUGCAAGCACAUGGUCUUUCUGCAGUUCCAGCAGGGGGAGUACGUCUUCAGGCCGGGCCAGCCUGACAGCAGCAUCUACGUGGUUCAGGAUGGCAAACUAGAACUGUGCCUUACUGGAGCGGAUGGAAAAGAAAGCGUUGUGAAGGAGGUUUAUGCUGGAGAUAGUGUCCAUAGUCUUCUCAGCAUUCUGGAUGUCAUAACGGGCCACCAGAAGCCUUACCGAACGGUGUCCGCACGAGCUGCAGAGGUUUCCACUGUUCUUCGUUUACCUGUAGAGGCCUUCCUGUCCAUAUUUGAGAAGUAUCCUGAGAGCCUAGUGCGAGUUGUUCAGAUUAUCAUGGUUCGUCUUCAAAGAGUUACGGUCUUGGCCUUGCACAAUUAUCUGGGGUUGACCAAUGAGCUCUUCAGUCAUGAAAUGCAGCCUUCGCGCCUCCCACCACAGCCACCACACCCUUCUCGUACCAGUCCUAUUUGCCAUGGGAGACGCUUUGGCAGCCUGACGGUUACCGAGGAGCACCGAGAAGCUGCUGUUAAGGGUGAAGCUACAGGAGAGCAAGGGAAGGAGGUAGGAGUGCCAAAUCUUAGUAGGACAAUCUCCAUGCCUGUGGACAUUUCUGGUAUACAGAAGAGUGUGAGAUCAGAUUUUGACAUGGCCUAUGAGAGAGGACGGAUUUCUGUCUCCGCUGAGGAAGGCAACACCCCGCCCAACUACACUCGGUCUGUGUCCCAGGAGCAGCGUGAAAGGAGGGUGACUGUGGAUGAGGUUCCUUCCGGCAUCUACCUUUAUCCUGAGGAAGAAUCGGCUGUGGACAACAUUUUCUCCCCAAUUCCAAGUCGAUCCUGCGCUUCCCUGUUUGAGGAGGCUCAAAAAGAGGUCCUGAGACUCAUGAGGAUUGAGGACCCGUGUUUGCUAAACGGGAAAGCAACUCUGCAUAAUGCCAAAGCUGGAGCUGUUUUAGCCAGACAGGGAGACCAGGACGUGAGUCUACACUUUGUCCUGUCCGGCUGCCUUCAUGUCUACCAGCGGAUGAUCGACAAACAGGAGGCUGUCUGCUUGUUCGUGACCCACCCAGGAGAGAUGGUUGGCCAGCUUGCCGUGCUCACCGGAGAGCCGCUCAUCUUUACCAUUAAGGCUGUCCGAGACUGUACUUACCUGAAGAUCUCCAAGUCCGAUUUCUAUGAGAUCAUGAGGGAGCAACCCAGCGUGGUGCUGAGUGUGGCCCACACCGUGGCCAUCCGCAUGUCUGCUUUUGUCAGACAGAUGGACUUCGCCAUCGACUGGAUGGCUGUUGAGGCUGGCAGAGCCCUCUACAGGCAAGAUGACCAAUCAGAUUGCACCUACAUUGUUCUGAAUGGACGUUUGCGUUCAGUCAUUCGCAAAGCAAAUGGCAAGAAAGAGCUGGUUGGUGAAUACGGUAGAGGAGACCUAAUCGGUGUGGUGGAGGCCUUGACCAAGCAGCCGAGAGCCACCACCGUCCACGCUGUUAGAGACACGGAGCUGGUCAAGCUGCCAGAAGGAACAUUGAACAACAUUAAAAGACGCUAUCCACAGGUGGUGACGAGGCUGAUCCACCUCUUAGGUCAGAAGAUUCUGGGGAACCUCCAGCAGGGUCGUGGGCCAUUCUCGGGUCCAGGCCUCAGUUUGCCCAGUAUGACAACAAGUGCCGAUGUAACAAACCCAGCUAGUAACCUCUCAACUGUGGCUGUGCUGCCUGUGUGUGAUGAGGUUCCCAUAAACGCAUUCAACUUGGAGCUUAGCCAUGCCCUCAGUGCCAUUGGGCCCACUCUACUUCUAACCAGUGACAUCAUCAGAGAGCGCCUGGGAGCGUCUGCUCUGGACAGCAUCCAUGAGUAUCGUCUCUCUGGCUGGCUGGCCCAGCAGGAGGACAUCAAUCGAAUUGUCUUGUACCAGACUGACAACAGCAUGACUCCAUGGACUCAACGCUGCAUCCGCCAGGCUGACUGCAUCCUGAUAGUUGGCCUGGGGGACCAGGAACCGACACUGGGUGAACUGGAGCAGAUGCUGGAGAACACGGCGGUCCGAGCUCUGAAGAAGCUGGUCCUUCUUCACAGAGAGGAUGGACCCGGUCCAUCUAGGACAGUCGAGUGGCUCAACAUGCGCAGCUGGUGCUCCGGACACCUCCACCUCAAGUGUCCCCGCAGGGUUUUCUCCAGACGCAGCCCCUCGAAACUGAGGGAAGUUUACGAGAAAGUGUUUGAGAAAACCGCAGACAGGCACAGCGAUUUCUCUCGGCUGGCCCGGGUCCUGACUGGAAACACUAUCGCGGUUGUGCUGGGAGGAGGUGGAGCAAGAGGCUGCUCACACGUGGGCGUGAUCAAAGCUAUGGAGGAAGCAGGAAUUCCUAUCGACAUAGUGGGAGGGACGUCGAUUGGCUCGUUUAUUGGUGCACUGUAUGCUGAGGAGAGGAGCGCUGUUCGAACUAAACAGAGAGCCAGAGAGUGGUCCAAGGCAAUGAAUUCAGUUUUUAAAACAGUUCUAGACCUCACCUAUCCCAUCACCUCCAUGUUCUCUGGUUCUGCCUUCAACACCAGCAUCUACAAGGUGUUUCAGGACAAGCAAGUCGAAGACUUAUGGCUCCCGUACUUCAACGUGACCACAGACAUCACGGCCUCGUCCAUGCGGGUUCACCAGGAUGGUUGCAUCUGGCGCUAUGUUAGAGCCAGCGCCUCCUACACCCCCUAUUUACCUCCCCUGUGCGACCCCAAGGAUGGCCACUUGCUUGUGGAUGGUUGCUAUGUUAACAAUGUCCCAGGCUCUCUGUGGCGCUAUGUGCGGGCGAGCAUGACCCUGUCGGGGUACCUGCCGCCCCUCUGCGACCCCAAAGAUGGCAACUUGCUUAUGGAUGGUGGCUACAUCAACAACCUACCAGCGGAUAUCGCAAGGAACAUGGGUGCCAGAACCGUCAUUGCCAUUGAUGUGGGUAGCCAGGAUGAGACUGACCUCUGUAACUACGGUGACUGCCUGUCUGGCUGGUGGUUGCUGUGGAAACGGAUCAAUCCCUGGGCAGAGAAAGUGAAGGUGCCCGACAUGGCGGAGAUCCAGUCCCGCUUGGCGUACGUGUCUUGUGUGCGGCAGUUAGAAGUGGUAAAGAAAAGCGCCUACUGCGAGUACAUCAGACCACCCAUUGAUCGCUUUAAGACCAUGGAUUUUGGGAAGUUUGAUGAGAUCUAUGAUGUCGGCUUCCAGCACGGCAAGUUACUGUUCACAGGCUGGGCUCGGGGUGACAUCAUCGAGAACAUGGUCCGAGAUCAUCGCUCAGCUGACUACAAUGAUGGCAAGAGAACGGAUUCCUGCACGUGUCCAGGAGCUGACUUCACCGACCUAGCAGAGAUUGUAUCCAGAAUAGAGCCGGUCCAGAGCUACGUCGCUACAGAAGCGGAGGAGUCGGACUGUCUGACAGAGUACGAGGAAGACGCGAUGGACACAGUGAGAGAGGAAGAGGGCGAGGAAGAGGAGGACGAAGCAGAGGACGCUGAAGACCACUCCCCUGGAGAGUGGGGACAGAACGGGAUCUUUCAGACUGAUGAGGAGAAAUCUGUGAGGCAGCGCAGGAAACUAACCAGUGACUCCAACACGUCCGAGGUGUCCGACUGCUAACAGAGGGUCCAGGUGGAGCGGGGAGGGCGGGGCAUGUGGACGCCAUGCCCAGCAUGAGAAAUAUCAGAAACUCUGGAUUCUUUUUAAAAUUAGAUGUUUUUAUUUUUGUUCUGAACCACCGAAGAACCACCCUGUUGUGCAAUCAUUUCUUUGCAUUAAGUAGUCUGAAGUUUGAGGCUUUCAGGGUUUUACUCCUCAUAGGAACGAUUUACACGACUUUAAAUUCAACAGUUAAUGAGCAGCACGUCCUCAUCCACAUCUUCAAUCCGUACAGCUACUCUGCCCUCCAGAUACAUGAUCUUUUUGUUUUGUAUGUGUGUGUCUAUGUGUGUGUGUGUGGGUCUGUCUGGUAUUUCAGAAAUAAGAAGCUAGCGAUGCUCAUGGGUGCUACUAGUAGAUGCCUAAAGUUGGUGGAGGAGACAUGAGAUUUAUGGAACAAGAUGAAGACAAAUUAAGAUUAGGGUUCAUUUAAAGGACACAUUUCAGAAGUAGGAUUGGUGAUUUACGUAUAGUAACUUGAGCUGUAGAAUAGGUGGGGUGUAACAAAAACAUGGAUGAAUGAGACGAUUUUGGUGAAUAGAUGAGGAAUUUUGUAGUUUCUGAUGAAUUUGUUACCUUUUUAAUCCCAGUUCAGCCCCUCUCAUUGAACAGGACUGUGGUUUGAUCAUCCAAGCAACAGGAGUGAGUGAGUGAGUGUGUGCGUGUGUGUGUGUGUGUUUACAACACACAAUCGGUGCUCUGAGUUUCUGCGUAUAAAUUCACAUUCAUGCCCCCCCCCCCCAAAAGGGGUGCAUUUGAGCUGUGAAGCUCAACAUAAAUACCCAAAAUGUCUGUAAAUACUCAUUCAUAAUUUCAGUUAUUUAGAAAUAAAUAAUGCGCAGAAAUCCAGAGACCUAAAUGUCUAAUGUUCAGAAAACCCCUGAUUCAUACGAAUAUCCUGUAGAAAUUGUAAAUUAUAAGUAAAUGUUAAUAUGAGGUUAAGUUUUAUAAGUUGAUGCUUUGCUGCAAAGUACAAAACAAACAGGUUAACAUCAGUGCUGUUGUUUACAGUUGCCAUUUUUGAAUUGUUUUUAUUGUCUAACUUAUUUGCUAACCACUCACUUUUUUAAAAGUAAGAAAAUUAAGAUGUUUCAUUUCAAUGAACUAGGCUUUAGCUGUUUUGCACUGAUAUGUUUGAGGAAUUUAUUUAAUUUAAUUAUUUGCUCAGAUGUAUGAUUUAAUAUCUGCUAUCAGACAAAAAAUAGCUUUAAUUUAUUAUGCAUAUAUGAAAAUAAACAAGAUAUGCGA
Messenger RNA from Nothobranchius furzeri (turquoise killifish), 5594 nucleotides. It is a transcript of the gene pnpla6, whose product is annotated as patatin-like phospholipase domain containing 6. Gene Ontology annotation, molecular function: phosphatidylcholine lysophospholipase A1 activity. Gene Ontology annotation, cellular component: endoplasmic reticulum. The record is from RefSeq and is a predicted model, not a curated record. Lineage: Eukaryota; Metazoa; Chordata; Actinopteri; Cyprinodontiformes; Nothobranchiidae. Gene Ontology annotation, biological process: phosphatidylcholine metabolic process.